AUGGAUCAUGUCACUUUCGACCCCGCGGACUGGUCGGAAAUACCCCUAGCGUUACAACAAUGUACCGUCCCCAGUCGUGGACCGUCACCCAUCAAUCGCCAUUUACUACCCCUCCAAAACCUCGCGGAGCGCCUCGGUGCAUCGGAAUACGCUAGACGGAACAUGGAGUACUUGGCCACAGGUUCCGGUGACCUUGCCAUUAUCCUGAUGGAGCCCAGCGACAAGGAGGAGGAUGUGCUAUACACCGAUUACGAUGACUAUUGUGAGACGAUUCGACUCCUGGACGACAGCCUUCGUUUCGCAUUCCAGAAUCAACGAGACGUCAAAAACACGGUUGUGUUGGACUCGCGGCCCCUUCGGAGCAAUAGAAUUCGUGAAGACGAGUUUGAAGAGCAUCAAAAAGUAAACGAUGCCGAGGCUUACCGGGCAGUCGAAGCGGCCUUGGAACUGUUGCGCCCAAAAGUCGUCGUGGUCUGCAACUGUAACCGCGACGGAAUCGAGGAUGGUAUGCCCGAGUAUUUGUGCUCGUCUGUGGCUACUGCCGGUCACCUCAACGUCCGCAAGUUACCAAAGGGUUAUCACUACAUCAGCGUCUCAAGUUUCCAUCCCAUGUACUUCGCUCGGACAGCAGAAGAAGAGAGCAUGGAGAAGGAAAUGCGCGAAUAUCUCUUCGAUGCUACCCUUCUGGUGGGCGCCAAUGCCUUGGUUGGCCGGUGGGUGUCAGGUUUCGGCAUCCGCAAUCUUCGAGCUUUUGCCAGACCUGAUCCCGAUGCAUGGCUGGUUUUAAGCGACGUUACUUCAGAGGAUAUCAUCAGUCUCCUAGACCAGUUGGAGAUCCCAAAGACAGAUGGCUCCAAAGAUUUAGGAAAUCGUGCCCAGCUAGUAUCGCCGCAGGAAGACGGCCCGCUCUACAAUCUUCUGGAAAGCUACCGAAGGAGGAAUGGGCCAUAG
This is a messenger RNA of Dichotomopilus funicola, 951 nucleotides long. RefSeq lists its product as uncharacterized. NCBI's taxonomy places the organism in Eukaryota, Fungi, Ascomycota, Sordariomycetes, Sordariales, Chaetomiaceae. The transcript has a single exon. The record is from RefSeq and is a predicted model, not a curated record. Bases 1 to 951 code for a protein of 316 amino acids.